Messenger RNA from Tinamus guttatus (white-throated tinamou), 2149 nucleotides. Lineage: Eukaryota; Metazoa; Chordata; Aves; Tinamiformes; Tinamidae. The record is from RefSeq and is a predicted model, not a curated record.
GAAGGGAAGUCAUCAUGGGAGCAUUUUUAGACAAGCCAAAGAUGGAGAAGCAUAAUGCCCAAGGGCAGGGGAAUGGGCUUCGUUACGGUCUGAGCAGCAUGCAAGGCUGGCGAGUUGAAAUGGAGGACGCGCAUACGGCUGUGAUUGGUUUGCCAAACGGACUUGAUGGAUGGUCAUUUUUUGCUGUAUAUGAUGGGCAUGCCGGAUCCCAGGUUGCCAAGUACUGCUGUGAGCAUUUAUUAGAUCACAUCACAAGCAACCAGGAUUUUAAAGGACCAGAUGGCCCACCAUCUGUGGAGAGUGUAAAGAGCGGCAUCAGAACAGGUUUUCUGCAAAUCGACGAACACAUGAGAGUCAUCUCCGAGAAGAAGCAUGGCGCAGACAGAAGCGGCUCAACGGCUGUGGGCGUCAUGAUUUCUCCCCAACAUACAUACUUCAUCAACUGUGGAGACUCGAGAGGUUUACUUUGUAGAAACAGGAAGGUUCACUUCUUCACCCAGGAUCACAAACCAAGUAAUCCACUGGAGAAAGAGCGCAUACAGAAUGCAGGGGGCUCUGUAAUGAUUCAGCGUGUGAAUGGUUCUCUUGCUGUGUCAAGGGCACUUGGGGACUUUGAUUACAAAUGUGUCCAUGGGAAAGGUCCUACAGAGCAGCUAGUUUCACCUGAGCCUGAAGUUUAUGAAAUUGAGAGAUCGGGUUUUUUUUUGGCUUGCGAUGGUAUCUGGGAUGUUAUGGGGAAUGAAGAACUGUGUGACUUUGUAAGAUCCAGGCUUGAAGUCACUGAUGACCUUGAGAAAGUUUGCAAUGAGAUAGUUGACACCUGCUUGUACAAGGGAAGUCGAGACAACAUGAGUGUGAUACUGAUCUGUUUUCCGAAUGCACCAAAGGUAUCACCAGAGGCGGUGAAAAGAGAGGCAGAGUUGGACAAGUACCUGGAAAGCAGAGUAGAAGAGAUCAUAAAGAAGCAGGGUGAAGGAGUACCAGACUUAGUCCACGUGAUGCGUACGUUAGCAACUGAGAGCAUCCCAAACCUCCCGCCGGGGGGUGAAUUGGCAAGCAAACGGAGUGUGAUUGAAGCUGUUUAUAACAGACUGAAUCCCUACAGGAACGAUGAUACUGACUCUGCAUCAACUGAUGAUAUGUGGUAAAACUGCUCAUCUAACUGUGGAGUUCACGUUUCAUCCUUCAAAUGAGAGUGCAGCCCAACCUCAGUUACCCUUCUUAAGAUCCAUCCUCAACCUUAAUUAAAGAAGGGAAUAUGAUGUGUUGGUGAGAGUGACUACAGCAGAAAACUACAGCAGUACAACGUCUAGCCCAGGAACUGAUCCUUUUUUUGUAAAACAGACUUCUGUAAACGUGAUUUCAAACCAUAAUUCAUGUAAAUCAGACUCCAGCAAUUUAUGUUGUAUGAUUUUGUUUUUGUAAAGUGCAAUUGUCUUUGUACAAAAUGCUCAUAUUUAAUUAUGAACUGCUUUAAAUCACUAUAAAGGUUAGAAGAAAUGUUUGGCUUGUGUGAUGCAACAAUAUAUAUCCCUUUAAAUUCAUGUUGUGGUUUUGGAUGGCAAGGAGCAGCAGCCUAGCCAGCUAGGAGCUCAAGAGGUGCACAAAACUAAAAAUACUUUUAUACGAAAGUUGAAUUUGGGGGUAAUUUAUCAGAAAUUACAGGGUGUGAAUUUGCUUGGCAAUGGGAAAAAUAAGAAUAGUGCACAUUCUUCAGCAAAUACCUCUCUUGAGGCCACUCCUGCUCUCGCACUGAGCUAAAGGGAGCUCUGAUUUUGACUUCAGUGGGAGUUGAAUCAUACCCUAUUAAUAGCAUCAUGCGUUCAUUCGCAUAUGAACCUUGGGAUUAGAAUGUCUUGAUUCUCUGCACCUCUUUUUUUCAUUAACCCUUACCUGAAAUUACUAAUCACUGAGCACAAACAGGUAACUUCCUACAUAUGGUAGGAACCCGCAGCAUUUUUACAAUCCUGAUUGGCUGGGUCUGCUGCUGUUCCGAGGAAAAUGCCCCGAAUUCCAUUUUAUCAAUAAAGCUUGAUUUAACAAACAAGAAAUUUAUCCAUAAAUGUGUAAUUCCUUUUUUUUUUUCCUGCUUUUUAAAAUGUCAGUGACAUUGUAAAUGAUAUUUUACAUGUGGAAAAAAUAUUUUUAC